AGUGGGGUAAAAGGCACACGUCCGAUCUGUUUGCGUGUUCUCUGGACGGAAAGUGAAAUCGUGUCAUAUGCUAACGUGAUUGGGUAAAUAUCGAGAAGAACACCAUGCAGGGCGAAAGCUUGUUGCCGAUUGACAUCCAAACCAACAAAUUGUUGGAUUGGCUGAUUAGCCGGAGGCACUGCAACAAGGACUGGCAGGCGAAGGCAUUGGUGGUCAGGGAGAAGAUCAACGCCGCCAUCCAGGACAUGCCCGAAGUGGAAGAGAUCACCAACCUGCUCUCCGGAACUUACAUCCACUACUUCCACUGCCAACGGAUUGUGGAGAUCUUGCGGGACACAGAGGCCAGCACCAAGAACCUCUUUGGCCGCUACUCUUCGCAGCGCAUGAAGGACUGGCUCGAGAUACUUCGUCUCUACGAGAAGGACAAUGUGUACCUUGCGGAGGCAGCUCAGAUGCUCAUUCGAACUGUGAACUAUGAGGUUCCUGCUCUCAAGAGGCAGAUUCUCAAGUGCCAACAAGUGCAAGAGGAAACCAUCAAGAAGGAAGCUGACUAUGGCAAGCAUGCUCAGGACUUGAAGGACCGAUACAAGUUGGAGUGCAAACAGCUUGGCAUCAAGGGGGAGUGUGUCAAGAAAGAGCUGCUGCUGCUGCUGGAGGAGCUCCCAGGUCUGUUUGGCAGCGUGGUGGAGGCGCUGCACAAGGCAGAGCCAGCGGUCCAGCUCUACAGGCUCUUCCUUGGGUUCACUCUACCCGACGGCGAAGGCAAGGCCUUGCCCGAGGUGCUCCCCAUGAUGCAGUACCUGGUGUCGCACGGCAACACGAGCACGUACGAGUGGAGGCACGGGGAGCCGCCCGAGGUGGUGGAGGAGACGCUGCCCAUACUCCCUGUGGACGUGGACAACGGCAAUGGGGACGACCAGAUCGACUUUGGUGACUUGGAUUUGAAGGGGGCAUCUUCUGACGCCUCUCCUGCAUCUCCUAAUGGAGACUUUGUUCACGUGGACUUUGGGGAAGGAGAGGAGGCCGUGGUAGUCGCCGCCGAAGACUCCAUCUCAUGGGACAUCAGCGUCGAGGCCGACGGCACGGCUGCUGACGCCCCCGGGGCGGUUGCUGAGCCUGCGUCGGAUCAGGGGGGAGCCAAGGUGGCCAGGGGAGCAGAUGCACUGUCGCUGUUGCACAACCCGGAGACUCGGACACUCUUUCUCAAUGAACUUCAGGAGCUGGAGUGCUUCCUGGCAAUGCGGCUGAGCGAGAUGCAGCUGGAAGGGGACGCCUUGUCGGCCAGCGUGCUGCAGGAGGCUCCUGCAGAGGUGCAGCUCCACACUCGGGAGUCGGUCGGGGCCCUGCUGGACGUGGUGCGCUCCUCCCUGGCACAAAUGACCGCCGUGCGCAUGCAGCACCUCUACCAGCUGCACAGCUCUGCGAA
Ixodes scapularis (black-legged tick) is the source of this 1426-nucleotide messenger RNA. Its product is annotated as CDK5 regulatory subunit-associated protein 3. The record is from RefSeq and is a predicted model, not a curated record. Gene Ontology annotation, biological process: regulation of mitotic cell cycle; regulation of cyclin-dependent protein serine/threonine kinase activity. Lineage: Eukaryota; Metazoa; Arthropoda; Arachnida; Ixodida; Ixodidae. Gene Ontology annotation, cellular component: endomembrane system.